Lycium ferocissimum is the source of this 3516-nucleotide messenger RNA. Its product is annotated as receptor-like protein EIX1. The record is from RefSeq and is a predicted model, not a curated record. Lineage: Eukaryota; Viridiplantae; Streptophyta; Magnoliopsida; Solanales; Solanaceae. Gene Ontology annotation, molecular function: protein binding.
UUUAUGUCAAGCUCAAGUUGGUAAUAUAAAAAGAGAAUGUUUAAUAAUAAUCUGUAUAAUUUAUUCGUAAAGAGUCUUUUUUUAAGCUUUUAAUUGGGUUUGAGAUGAACUUAUAAUUUGGAUAGUCAAGCAUUAAAUUUCCUAGUAAGACACAUAGAUGAAUAAUCUAAAGACUUUAAAAAGGUAAAUAUGGAAACUUGAGUUUGUUGAAACACAAAAAAGAUUCUAGUAGUUGCUUCUUUCUCAUAGCUUCAAGCAAAAGAACAAUGAGCAAAAGGAAAUAUACAAGAUUAGUUCAUUUCCUUGUUACUUUGUCUUUACUGCUCCUACAAACAGCUUUGGGAUUAACUUCAACAGAAGUUAACAAGACCCUUUGUAUGGAAAAGGAAAGAGAUGCACUGCUUGAGUUCAAAAAAGGCCUUAAUGAUAAUUUUGGUCAAUUAUCUACAUGGGGGGAUGAAGAAGAUAAAAAAGAAUGCUGCAAAUGGAAUGGUAUUGAAUGUGACAGAAGAACUGGUCAUGUAACUGUUCUGGAUCUUCACAAUGAGUUUACUUGUUCCAGUGCUUGUUUUGCUCCAAGAUUGACAGGUAAACUUAGUCCUUCUUUACUUGAGUUGGAGUAUUUGAAUUACUUGGACCUCAGUGUAAAUGGAUUUGAAAAUAGUGAGAUACCAAGAUUCAUAGGCUCCCUUAAGAGACUAGAGUACUUGAACCUUUCAUCUUGUUUUUUUUCUGGUGUAAUUCCAGCACAGUUAAAGGAUUUAACAUCUUUGAGGAUUCUUGAUCUUGGAAACAAUAAUCUUAUAGUAAAUGACCUUAGAUGGCUGUUCUUGAGUCUUGGUCAUAACGACUUCCAAGUGAGCAAUUGGUUUCAAGAGAUAACUAAGUUACCUUCAUUGAAAGAACUGGACUUGAGCCUUUGCGGACUCUCUAAGUUGGUUCCAUCUCCAGCUGAUUUAGCCAAUUCUUCUUCGAUCUCUCUUUCUGUUCUUCAUUUAUGUUGUAAUGAGUUUUCUUCUUCAGCUGAAUAUGGCUGGCUAUUCAAUUUUAGCACAAGCCUAACUAGCAUAGACCUCUCCCAUAACCAAUUCAUUCAAAUUGAUGAUCAAUUUGGGAGCUUGAUGUAUCUUGAACAUCUUAAUCUUGCUUACCAGUCUAAUCUAAAAGGUGGGGUUCCCAGUUCUUUUGGGAAUUUGACACGUUUACGUCAUCUGGACGUGUCAAACACUCAGACAUACCAAUGGCUUCCUGAGUUGUUUCUCAGGCUAUCAGGCAGUAUGAAUUCACUUGAGGUUUUGGGGUUGAACGACAACUCAUUGUUUGGUUCAUUGCUUAAUGUCACAAGAUUUUCAUGCUUGAAGAAAUUAUACCUGCAGAAGAAUGUGCUGAAUGGCUUUUUCAUGGAAAGACCGGGACAAGUUUCUAGCCUUAAGUAUCUGGAUUUGUCUAAUAACCAAAUGAGAGGGGUAUUACCAGACUUAGCAUUGUUUCCAUCAUUGAGAGAGCUGCAUCUAAGGUCUAAUCACUUCAAUGGGAGGAUACCGCAAGGUAUUGGAAAACUUUCACAGCUUAGAGUUUUGGAUGUCUCGUCCAAUAGAUUGGAAGGAUUACCAGAAAGUAUGGGGCAACUAUCGAGCCUGGAAAGCUUUGAUGCAUCUUAUAAUGUCCUGAAGGGUACAAUCACUGAGUCCCACCUUUCAAACCUCUCCAGUUUAGUAGAUUUGGACUUGUCAUUCAACUCGUUGGCGUUGAAGAUGAACUCCGAUUGGGUUCCUCCUUUUCAGCUAGAAGUUAUAAGCCUUCCAUCUUGCAAUUUGGGACCUUCUUUCCCCAAAUGGCUUCAAAAUCAAAACAACUAUACUGUUCUUGAUAUCUCCCGUAUUUCAGACACACUUCCAAGUUGGUUCUCUGGUUUUCCCCCCGAUCUAAGGAUUUUGAAUCUCUCCAACAAUCAAAUCAGUGGAAGAGUGUCUGACUUAAUAGCAAAUACAUAUGAUUACAUGGCUAUUGAUUUAAGCUCUAACAACUUUUCAGGACCUUUGCCACUAGUUCCUACCAAUGCUCGAAUAUUCUACCUGCAUAAAAAUCAGUUUUUUGGAUCCAUCUCUUCCAUUUGUCAAAGUAAAACAUCCGCCACUUCUCUUGAUUUGUCACGCAACCAAUUCUCUGGAGAACUUCCAGAUUGUUGGAUGAAUAUGAGUAAUCUAGCUGUUAUUAAUCUAGCCUAUAACAAUUUCUCUGGAAAAGUUCCACAUUCAUUGGCCUCCUUGACAAGUUUGAAGGCUUUAUAUAUACGGCAGAACAGUUUUAGUGGAAUGUUGCCUUCUUUUUCACAAUGUCAGCUGUUGCAAGUCAUGGAUCUUGGAGGGAAUAAGUUGACAGGAAGAAUCCCAGCAUGGAUAGGGACUGACCUACUCAAGUUGCGCAUCCUAAGCCUACGUUUCAACAAAUUCUAUGGCAGCAUACCAUCAGUUAUCUGUCAGCUUCAAUUUCUUCAGAUACUGGACCUUUCAGCAAAUGGAUUAUCAGGGAAAAUUCCUCAAUGCUUCAACAAUUUUACCUUAUUGUAUCAAGAUGAUAGUUCUGGUGACCCAAUGGACUUUAUAGUCCAAGGUUUCGAUGGUAAAUAUCCUCGUCAUUACUCGUACAUUGGUGACCUAUUGGUUCAAUGGAAAAACCAGGAGUCUGAGUACAAGAAUCCUUUAUUGUAUCUGAAGAGUAUUGAUCUUUCAAGUAAUAAAUUGGUUGGAGGUGUCCCUCUAGAGAUAGCUGAAAUGCGGGGAUUGAGAUCUUUGAACCUCUCGAGAAAUGAUCUGAAUGGAACUAUUGUUCAAGGAAUUGGUCAAAUGAAGAUGUUGGAGUCUCUUGACUUGUCAAGAAACCAGCUUUCUGGUUUGAUCCCUCAGGAUCUGGCUAAUUUGACUUUUCUUAGUGUGUUGGACUUGUCAAACAAUCACUUAUCAGGGAGAAUUCCGUCAAGCACUCAACUGCAAAGUUUUGAUAGAUCAUCUUACAGUGGUAAUGCUCAACUCUGUGGUCCUCCUCUUCAAGAAUGCCCUGGAUAUGCUCCUCCUAGCCCACGUAUCGAUCAUGGCAGUAAUAGCAAUCCCCAAGAACAUGAUGACGAUGAGGAUUUUCCAUCUCUGGAGUUUUAUAUAUCUAUGGUAGGUUUCUCUAUCGCUUUCUGGGGAUUCUUGGGCUCUUUAAUUAUCAACCGUUCUUGGAGGAAUGCCUACUUCACAUUCUUAACGGAUAUGAAGAGUUGGCUCCAUAUGACAUCAAGAGUCUACUAUGAAAGACUUAAGGGAAAGCUAAGGGGCUGAUAAAUGUAAAGUUUCUAUGUACUUUGUAUACUUUCAAGAGCUAAGUUGUUUUAUUGAUCUUUUUCCCCCCUUUGAAAGCAGCUUUCCUCUACAAGCAAUAUGCAAAACAUGUAUAUUCUCUCUGUCAUCCCUUUGGAUUCUAAUAUUUCAUUUUCCAUCUUGGUGUAUGCAAGAUGUAGAGAAUUAUACAUGA